Messenger RNA from Choloepus didactylus (southern two-toed sloth), 2942 nucleotides. Its product is annotated as cytochrome P450 2C18-like. The coding region runs from base 51 to 1523 and encodes 490 amino acids. The record is from RefSeq and is a predicted model, not a curated record. Gene Ontology annotation, molecular function: oxidoreductase activity, acting on paired donors, with incorporation or reduction of molecular oxygen, reduced flavin or flavoprotein as one donor, and incorporation of one atom of oxygen; heme binding; iron ion binding. Lineage: Eukaryota; Metazoa; Chordata; Mammalia; Pilosa; Megalonychidae. Gene Ontology annotation, cellular component: intracellular membrane-bounded organelle; cytoplasm. The transcript has 9 exons. Gene Ontology annotation, biological process: xenobiotic metabolic process.
GGCUUUGGACUGCACGUUCAUAGUUGCCUUAGCAAGAAGAAAAGGUUCCGAUGGAUCCAGUCGUGGCUCUGGUUCUCUGUCUCUCCUGUUUGCUUCUCCUUUCCCUCUGGAAACAGACCCAUGGGAACGGGAAGCUCCCGCCUGGCCCCACUCCUCUCCCAAUUGUUGGAAAUAUCUUACAGUUAAAUGUUAAGCACAUCAGCAAAUCUUUGAGCAAGCUCUCUGAAACCUACGGCCCUGUGUUCACUCUAUAUUUGGGCUGGAAGCCCACUGUGGUGCUGCAUGGGUAUGAAGCAGUGAAGGAAGCUCUGGUUGAUCAUGGAGAGGAGUUUUCUGGAAGGGGCAGUUUCCCACUGGGUGAAAGAGCUUUCAAAGGACUAGGAGUCGUGUUCAGCAAUGGAAUGACAUGGAGGGAGACCCGACGCUUCUCCCUCAUGACCCUGAGGAACUUUGGGAUGGGGAAGAGGAGCAUCGAGGACCGUGUCCAAGAGGAAGCCCGCUGCCUUGUGGAGGAGCUGAGGAAAACCAACGGGUCUCCCUGUGAUCCUACUUUUAUCCUGAGCUGUGCUCCCUGCAAUGUGAUCUGCUCCACUGUUUACCACAUACGUUUUGAAUACAGAGAUCAGGAUUUUCUAUGCUUAAUGGCAAAACUCAAUGAAAACCUCAGGAUUGUAAGCUCCCCAUGGGUCCAGUUCUGCCAUGCUUUCCCUGUACUCAUAGAUUACCUCCCCGGGAGUCACAACAAAGUACUGAAAAAUGUAGAAUUUUUAAAAAAAUUUACUUUGAAAAAAAUUAAAGAACACCAAGAAUCCCUGGACAUUAACAAUCCUCGGGACUAUAUUGAUUGUUUCCUGAUCAAAAUGGAACAGGAAAAACACAAUCCACAGUCUGAAUUUACCAUGGAAAACUUGGCAACCACUGUCAUUGAUCUAUUUGCUGCUGGGACAGAGACUACGAGCACCACCCUGAGAUAUGGACUCCUGCUCCUGCUGAAGUACCCAGAGGUUGCAGCUAAAAUCCAGGAAGAGAUUGACCACGUGGUUGGCAGACACCGGAGCCCCUGCAUGCAGGACAGGAGCAGCAUGCCCUACACGGAUGCCGUGGUGCACGAGAUCCAGAGAUACAUUGACCUCCUGCCCACCAGCCUGCCCCAUGCCGUGAUCAGAGACAUUAAAUUCAGAAACUAUGUCAUCCCCAAAGGCACAAACAUAAUCACAUCGCUGACUUCCGUGAUGCACAAUUACAAAGAAUUUCCCAACCCAGAGAGGUUUGAUCCUGGCCACUUUCUGGAUAAGAGCGGCAACUUUAGGAAGAGUGACUACUUCAUGCCUUUCUCAACAGGAAAACGAAUUUGCGUGGGUGAGGGCCUGGCCCGCAUGGAGCUGUUUUUAUUCCUGACCACCAUUUUACAGAACUUUACCCUGAAGUCUCUGGUUGAACCAAAGGACAUCGACACCACCCCAGUUUACAGUGGGGUUGCCUCUGUGCCGCCUUCAUACCAGCUCUGCUUCGUUCCUAUCUAAGGAAGGGGCAGCCGUCUGCCAGCUGCGGUGCCGUCUGCAGCUUCCCUCCCCUGGGGCACCGUUCACCUCCCUCCCUCUACUGGGGUUGCCUCCUCUGACCUCCCCCCUCCACAUCUCCCCAUGCCCUGAAGAUCCAGGGAGAAUCCAUUAAAGUUGCUUUCCUAUAUUUCACUGCACAAAUUUACCUGCUGUUCUCCCAACUCUGUGAUAUUUAUAUUAACCACCAUAUGCCUUAAAAAUGUUACUAAUAUUGAAUUAUUACUAUAUGAUCACUGUGAAGCAGAGCAAAAAGAAUGAUUAGUGUGUGUUGAGUCACAAACAUACUAUGUUCUGUGUGUUCUAAAGAAGUGUUAAUUUUUGCUGGGUCAGUUCUGAGACUUUCCUUCUUUUGUACAUAAUAAAGCAAGAAAUGAACAAGAUUAAAAACAAAAAGAAACAACAACAACAACAACAAAAAUGGAGUCCAAGGAGGACUUGCCAGUUGUCUUAAGGGGAGCACCAAGAGAUGAUAGAUGAGAUCUCCACAGAGGGUCGCUUGGAUGAGUGCUGCAUACAGUGACUGGAGAUAUGGGUUUGAACGUGAGAGAAAGUGUAUCAAGGAGCAGCUCCAAUUGUGGGGAGAUGUAGAGCGGAUCAGCCAUUGGAAAGAAUGAUCAUUAAGGUAUUACAGUUCAUGACCCCACUUUGCUGUUCCUACAAUACUAAAUGAAGAUUUGAACUAAUUUAAUACUUCUGUUUGCCAACUGAGGCUGAAAUACUGAUGGAUGUUUCCAUAUUGCUAAUUGUGUGUUCUGGGUGUUAAUCGUCUCUGCCCAGGAAGAGAACAAUAUCUCUUGACAAUAUCAUCAGGCUUUAUUCUUUUUCUACUUUUCACCACAUUGUUUUACACAUAACAUAAGUGUGAUGGCAGGUUGAUGCUUUGGUCCUGAAGUUAUUGGCAAAGUGUUAUCUCCAAAACAUAGAUGUCCAAACAUUUUAUACACUUCACAUCAUCAUUGUCUUCCUCCUUCUGUCUUGAAGUAAACAAACGAGAAAUGGCAUCAUGCAUUACCCUUCUCCCAGUUCAUCUUCCAGGGGAAGCCACUUAAACUUUGGCUUCCAUUUUUAAGACAACAAAUAUGUAUAUUGGGGUACACAUGUAUCUGUACACAAAGUAUAAAUUCAUAAAUAAUAUGACAUGGGAUUAAAAUAGUUCUUUACAAAUUUAGAUUCAUAUUAUACAUAUUGUUCUACAAUUUCCUGUUUUUCCAGUAAUUGAUAUAUCUUAUAGGAAAACCUCUAUGAUAACAGAAAAAUGGGGAAAUGAUUCAAAGGACAGAUUAAAGAAGAAGGAAUGGAAAUAGCUAUUUAACAUGUGAAAACAACUUAAAAAUAAAGACUGCAAAUAAAUUACAUUACAUACCUUUUCAACUAUAUUGA